Opisthorchis viverrini is the source of this 192-nucleotide messenger RNA. RefSeq lists its product as hypothetical. The coding region runs from base 1 to 192 and encodes 63 amino acids. Lineage: Eukaryota; Metazoa; Platyhelminthes; Trematoda; Opisthorchiida; Opisthorchiidae. The record is from RefSeq and is a predicted model, not a curated record. The transcript has 3 exons.
AUGUACGGGCAAGGUGGUGUUCUCCGUAUCCCGACCGAAACGACCAGCGCCAGACCGUACGAUCUGCCAAAGAAGCUUGCCAAAGAAAGCGUGAUGCUCAAAGAACCAGACGACCCUAGUCAUGCAUCACAAUCGUUCACUUUGCUUACGAAUCCUCCAGGGCUUCUGAAAACGACGUCCGAAAACGGGUAA